AUGUCAGUGCAGAAGGAUCGCCUCUUUCGACGUCCGGAUGUUGAGUCCUGCUCGCCGUUUUUGCCAAAGGUCUACGGGGGCAUUGAGUUGGUGAAGGUGGACCUGCCGGAUGAGGAGAGGGAUAUUGCCUUGGAGAAACUUAAUCGCCUGCUGAAUAAGUACAGCGUGGAGAAAGAUAUUGCCCAGAAGUUGAAGAAGCGCAUGGAGAAGAGGUUUGGAGGCUGUUGGAGCUGUAUCGUCGGCUCUUCCUUUGGUUGGUAAGGCUUUCGGCUCUGUUUACUGUCAUUAUCAGACAAUUUCAUGGAGACUGUCGAAGUGUGGCAUGCAGGAACAACAGCUAUAUAAAAGUACUGUCCUGUGAUGUCGCGUAGGCAUCAUUGGAGGUCUCGGCCUCAAUAAUGCGGUUUUUAAUAGUGAUUUCUGUACAGUGGGUAAAUUUACACGUGUAUAAAAGAUCGAUGUGUGAGCUUGAAGUACAGUAGGUGGGCUAACUCAUGAAAUGUCAACCGAAAUACUGAAAUGUGUUUUCCUUUCGAAAAGAUUAAUUAAAAAGGGUUUUAAAACAAGUCAGCCUGCAACGUAAUGCUGUAAUUAUGCAGUUAUUUCAGGAUGCCGGCUUUCGAAUGAACUUCCUUUCGGCUGUAUGUACAAACUACACUUUUUAAAAAAUUAGUGCUUAAUUAGCGUGAACUUUUCGCAUCGACUUUCAAUGCCUCUAAAAUUCAAAUUUUAUUUCAUGGAAGACAUGCAUAAAAUAUUCAUUCUUUUGCUCAUUCGGUAGAGAAUCACAUCUUCUUCCAAUUUUAUACUCGAAGAAAGGGUAUAAUUCUGUUUCCGAAAAAUUUUCCAGUUACCAAUUAAUUUUUAACCCUAUCUGCCGUUACACCCGUAUUCUGGGUUUCCAAACUACAAACCGUCUAUUUUAUGAGUACGGAAAAGCAUACAUUUCUCUAUGGUAUUGAGAGGAAAUCAUAUGAGGUUCAUAAAAUUUAGCAGUGGAUUUGAUCCAUACUAAUAACUUUACAAACCACAUUGGUAAAGGCAGAGACGUGACGUUUUAUGAACGGCCAUUAUAUGGUAUUGAAAAUCUCACAAUUACAAACUUUUUAAAACCGAAUUAUACCCUUCCUUAGAGUGUAAAAUUGAAGGGAAACGUAAUUUUCCACUGAAGGAGCAAAAUAAUGAAUAUUUUUAUGCAUCGUUUCCAUGAAAUAGAAUUGAAUCUGUAAAGGCAUCGAAAAUCAAUGAAAAAAUGUAUUCUACUUAAGUGGUCAUUUUUACGGGCUUUGCUUUUUGGAUGCAGCCAAAAGAAGUCUUUUUUUAAGCCGGCGUUCUGGGGUAACUGGAUUGUCAUAGAAUUAUGCUGCACGAUGGUUGGUUUUACAACCCUACUUAAUUAAUCUUUUCGAAACUAAAAGGCAUUUCGGAAUUUCUGUGGACAUUUCAUGAGUUAGCCCACCUACUGCAAGUCUGUUUGGAGCAAAGUUGAGCGUUUUCAACUGCACCCUUUCCAUGACAGCCUUGAGUGGAGCGUAACAAGUCUUAGGGAGAACACCUUUCAGUGAAGUGAUCCAACGAGCUAUGACUGGCUCCAAUGGUAGCAGUUUAUUCCCUCCAUCUAGGAUACGUAUGCAGACUCGAUCAAAUCUCUCAACUUUCAGACAGCCGCAAUUCUUAGGUUGUCAAAUCAGCAGUCCAGCACACUUGGACAGGCGUCUGUUUAUGAAGCCAGGCUUUGGUGACCAUGGGCUUCCAUUACUUACUUACAUUACGGAAAUCGGGUCAGCUUUCUCAUAACCUGUUUGUUUACGUAAUCUACCCUUGAAGUUUUGAAUACACGCGCGGUUUUUCAAUGACAGUCGGCCGUCUGACCUUUUAACAGUAACUGGGUCCAGUCUUGCCCUCCACACGGGCCACCUGGUAGAUGUGCUGGACUAACACGGAGGCCACAUAGGAUUCUGGCAGGUCUUAUCGGAUUUGCGCACCAUUACAAAUGCUAGCAUUUCGGGCUGCGGUGGCGGACCCGGUUGCCGGCAGACGUCGCGCACACUGGGAACCCGUUCACCCUCCCCGGCCCAAAACCUGAGUCAUUUGCUGUGUGGAUCAGGGGGGGGGAGGGUGUGGCGUAGGACGCCAAGGUGCGGGCUCGACCGUGCUAUCCACCUGCGUCCUCUCCCACCUCCGGUCUUCAUGACUCUGUCUUGACGCCGGGUCCAGGUGGGGAGUGGGGGAGAGAGAGAGAGAGAGAGAGAGAGAGAGAGCGGUAGAUGCUGCGCAUGUCUACUAUCACUUUAAACAAAUUGUGGCCGUGUCUGCUGCACCUUGCUGCGGAACACACGGUGGACGCCAUCGAACUCGACGAUCAAAAUGUCGGGUCCAGUCGUCUCUGGUUUAGCGGUGCUUCUAGAGUGUUUGUUGUAAUUCGCUGGGUGCAGAGGUUUCAAGUACAGCGAAGUCGUCCCGUGUCUGAAGAUCGGGACACCCGGAUGAACGCCUCGGUGAGUGCACAUACCUCUUGGAGCGCCCAGUGAGUGUAGCAGAGGACGCAGUACCCACAGCCCAAACAUGUGCAAACAUUAUCACUGAUCAGAAUCAAUUUUUUUUUCUAGUUAUUUUUACUUGCUACUUUUUCCUGCUUUUUGCAGCUUCCUGAGUCAUAUUGAACACGCGUACUUGCAGGCCCGCGCUGAAAAGAAGGAAAUUAUUCUCUUCCGUGCAGCAUAA
This is a messenger RNA of Spirometra erinaceieuropaei, 2724 nucleotides long. NCBI's taxonomy places the organism in Eukaryota, Metazoa, Platyhelminthes, Cestoda, Diphyllobothriidea, Diphyllobothriidae. The record is from the annotation of a GenBank genome assembly.